Messenger RNA from Homalodisca vitripennis (glassy-winged sharpshooter), 3743 nucleotides. Its product is annotated as venom dipeptidyl peptidase 4-like. Gene Ontology annotation, molecular function: dipeptidyl-peptidase activity; serine-type peptidase activity. Gene Ontology annotation, biological process: proteolysis. The coding region runs from base 102 to 3401 and encodes 1099 amino acids. The record is from RefSeq and is a predicted model, not a curated record. The transcript is spliced from 16 exons. NCBI's taxonomy places the organism in Eukaryota, Metazoa, Arthropoda, Insecta, Hemiptera, Cicadellidae.
ACCAGCUGCUGUCAGUUCUGUGCGAGUCAGUUAACCAGUGCGCGCCACUGAAGUUAUACCACUGCUUGUGUCACACAGUGUUGUCAGCGUACUGCAAUGUUAUGGCGGUUAAAACCGUAUUGUGUUUUUGUACGUUCCUCGUUAUCUCUUCAAUCGUGACUGCCCGUUCCGAGAAGAAGUACCCUAUCAGUUUCGAAGACGCUUUGCUCCAUCCUUUUUCUCCAGAAACUUUCAAUGGAACCUGGAUUUCAAGUAACGAAUACAUAUAUGAAGAUGACAGUACUUUGUACAAAACCAAUGUUGAGACAGAUGAAACUACUGUUCUUCUCAAUAGGACUCUGAUAGAAAAAUUCAACCUGACCGAUGUGUUAGUUUCGGCAGAUGGCAAGUGGGUCGCCAUAGAGCACGAUAAACAGUCUAUUUUCCGACACUCCAGGACGUCCUUGUACACAAUCAUCAAUUUAGAGACAGAAGAACAGUACGUUCUGGCAGAAGGGAGGAGGAUUCAGCUGAUCGCCUGGGCACCAGUUGGGUCAGGGUUGGUGUUUGUGGCAGAAAACGACAUUUACUACCAAUCGGAGGAAGAUCGUUUAGUGAACACCACCCAUAGGAUCACCACAUCCAACAAGGACAUCUUCAAUGGAGUGGCGGACUGGGUGUACGAAGAGGAAGUGCUGGGAGACACCAAGGCUCUAUGGUUCUCGCCAGAUGGAUCCAAGUUGGUGUUUGCAACCAUGAACGAUGUGAAUGUUCGGAACGUCACUUUCUGGAAGUACGGAGAUCCCAACAGAUGGACCAACAAAAACCUAGUUUCGUCUCAAUACGUCCAGGAAGUUGUCAUUAAGUAUCCGAAGGUAGGCACCAGAAAUCCUGUGGCAUACUUGAAUUAUGUGGACUUAGCAUCUGAAAAUUUUAAACCUGUUAUAUUCAAGGCGCCUACAGAUCUUGUUACCAGUGACAACAUCUUGGGAGCUGUUAGUUGGGCCAAUAAUACCCACUUCUCUGUAACGUGGAUGGAGAGACUACAGACCAAGGCCUGCACUCAGUUGUGUAGGGCGGAUGUGGACAGUGCUUGUGAUGUGGUAAGUUGGGCCAAUAAUACCCACUUCUCUGUAACGUGGAUGGAGAGACUACAGACCAAGGCCUGCACUCAGUUGUGUAGCGCGGAUGUGGACAGUGCUUGUGAUGUGGUAAGUUGGGCCAAUAAUACCCACUUCUCUGUAACGUGGAUGGAGAGACUACAGACCAAGGCCUGCACUCAGUUGUGUAGCGCGGAUGUGGACAGUGCUUGUGAUGUGGUAAGUUGGGCCAAUAAUACCCACUUCUCUGUAACGUGGAUGGAGAGACUACAGACCAAGGCCUGCACUCAGUUGUGUAGCGCGGAUGUGGACAGUGCUUGUGAUGUGGUAAGUUGGGCCAAUAAUACCCACUUCUCUGUGACGUGGAUGGAGAGACUACAGACCAAGGCCUGCACUCAGUUGUGUAGCGCGGAUGUGGACAGUGCUUGUGAUGUGGUAAGUUGGGCCAAUAAUACCUACUUCUCUGUGACGUGGAUGGAGAGACUACAGACCAAGGCCUGCACUCAGUUGUGUAGCGCGGAUGUGGACAGUGCUUGUGAUGUGGUAAGUUGGGCCAAUAAUACCUACUUCUCUGUGACGUGGAUGGAGAGACUACAGACCAAGGCCUGCACUCAGUUGUGUAGCGCGGAUGUGGACAGUGCUUGUGAUGUGGUAAGUUGGGCCAAUAAUACCUACUUCUCUGUGACGUGGAUGGAGAGACUACAGACCAAGGCCUGCACUCAGUUGUGUAGCGCGGAUGUGGACAGUGCUUGUGAUGUGGUAAGUUGGGCCAAUAGUACCUACUUCUCUGUGACGUGGAUGGAGAGACUACAGACCAAGGCCUGCACUCAGUUGUGUAGCGCGGAUGUGGACAGUGCUUGUGAUGUGGUAAGUUGGGCCAAUAAUACCCACUUCUCUGUAACGUGGAUGGAGAGACUACAGACCAAGGCCUGCACUCAGUUGUGUAGCGCGGAUGUGGACAGUGCUUGUGAUGUGGUCUAUUCUUACCAUGAGGAUAACGGGUGGCUGGACAUAGUAGAACCAGUGUGGGUGAACUCCACCGCCUUCCUAACAGUGCUGCCACACGAUCAGGGAGGCCAACUGGGCAACUACCGUCAGCUGAGUUUGGUGCAAGACGGCCAGGACGUGCCUCUGACUUCAGGUCCCAGUGUGGUCACAGCCAUACGCUGCUACGACAAGGAAGACAACACUGUUUAUUACUCAUCAACAGUGAAUGGUGAUUCAGCUAAAAGGCAUGUUUACAAAAUGGAUUUAAACAAUCCCGAGAAGCAAGAGUGUUUCAGCUGCCUGGUCCAAGAAGACUGCGCCUAUGGCACUGCUUCUUUCAGCAAAUCCUGCACUAACAUGCUUCUGACCUGCCGAGGCCCAUCGGUGCCUCAGUAUCACAUUUAUAACAAGAACGGUACACUACUAAAAUACCUGAGCAAUAACAGCCGACUCAGUGAACUACUGACUAGAGUCGAGUUGCCGACGAAGCAGGACCUGACUGUACCGAUAGGAGGAGGCUUCACUGGAAGAGUGCGGAUGCUGCUGCCCCCCAACAUCGACACGUCCGGACGCACCAAGUACCCAAUGCUCUUCUCCGUAUAUGCUGGACCAGAUUUCAACAAGAUUUCGGAUGCGUGGGCUGUACCAGGAUGGGACGACUACCUGGUGACCAAACGUCGUGUAGUCCUGGUGUACCUGGACGUAAGGGGCUCGGGUCUCCGUGGAGACAAGCUUAAAUUCGCCGUCUACCACAAGCUGGGUGGACCAGAAAUAGAAGACAUCAUCAAUGUUGCCCAAUAUCUACAACAGAAGUUUCCCUAUAUUGACGCCGUACGCACAGCCAUCUGGGGAUGGAGUUAUGGAGGAUUUGCCACUGCCAUGACCUUGGCUAAGGAUCGUCUUAACGUGUUCCGCUGUGGUAUCUCCGUAGCUCCUGUCACGAACUGGAUAUACUAUGACACAGUGUACACUGAGCGCUACAUGGGUCUCCCGACCAAUGACAGUAACCUCGCCGGCUACAUGGCAAGCGAUGUGAGCGCCCAUGUAGACAACUUCCGGCACAAGCUCUUCUACCUGAUCCAUGGCAACGCAGACGACAACGUGCACUACCAGCAGAGUAUGAUGUUGUCCCGAGCUCUGGAGUUGGCCGACAUUCUCUUCUUCCAGCAGAGUUACCCAGAUGAGACCCAUGGGUUGAGCCACGUCCACAGACAUCUUUACCAUUCCAUGGACAAAUUCUGGACCCGAUGUUUCCACCUGAACAGCUCCGACUACUUGGAUCCUGGCCUGGCACUGGACUUGUCUGUAGAUUACUCUGAUACUUACUCGGAGUGAGUCACCUCAACUCUGGAAAAAAAUAAAAAAACCUCAUGCAGAGUGAUGAGUAGUACACUUUGUGUGGUCUUUAUUUUUUGUUUGCUGUUCUCGUCGAGAGUCCAUCAACGUUCACCGAUCAAUUGAAAGCCAUGACUACUUUUGUUGCCUUACAGUAAUACUGUUUUACGUUUCACCCAACCUCACAUAACCAUCACUGUAAUUACAUCACUGAAAUUGUUGUGAUAUUCAACCAAUCGUGUUGUUGGUGUCCAUUAACAACUUAGUUUUAUUCUGGUGCUCUCUUAGCAUCUGUACUUUGUAAUACCUACAUGGAUAAAGACUGGUUUUUACAUGUUGUAA